AUGGCUACCUCAUCCCCUUCUUCAUCUCCACUUCCUCCCUCCACUGAUUCAGAUGAUCGUGAUUCAUAUCAACAAAUUUCGAUGUGGCUUAACGAAUUUGUUCAUUUAACACCAUCUACGGAUAUUGAAUAUGUCAUUCGUUCUUCAUCGACAACAUUAUCAUCUGUUUUAACCAUUAGUGGUGGUACAGAUGGCUCGUAUACUCGUUCUUAUCCCUACGAUCGUUCAAAUCGUAUUAGUGUUCCAUCGGCAACCAUUAGUCAGAUACCAUCGACAAUAAUUGAUAAUAAUGAAAAUGUAAAUGCAUCAGUUUAUCGAAGUGGCUAUCUUCAGUUAUUAAAUAUGCUAUGGUUAUCAGUUGAUCAAAAAUUAUAUUUAUGGAAGUAUCCCACAAUGAUCGAUUUAAUUGAAUUAAAAUUUGAUUCAAUCAUAUUCAGUUGUGAUUGUGUAAAACGUCAAAAACAGACGACUCUUAAUGAUACAUCUCUAUUAUCCACAUCAUCUUCAUACGCAUCAUCAUUUUUUACAUCCUGGUUUUCAUCGUCAAACUCAAACAUUCCUCCAACAUUAACAACAAAUGAUCUUAUAGAACAUCACACAUAUUUAUUGAUCGUAUUGACUGGACAAGAUAUUGUUUUAUACACAAUAGAUCAACAACAGCAACAGCAGCCACAGUGGUUCACCACACCUACAAUUAAAUAUUCUUUACAGCAAAUUGGCUAUUUUGAUUGUUUAGCUAGUACUUUCAGUGGACGAUUCUUUCUUGGUGGUCAAUACGGUGAUAUUCACGAAUUUAUUUAUAAUGAUACGUUAACGAACAAUAAAUGUUCUAUUACAAAGUUAGGACAGACAUUUUUAUCAAAUUUAUUACCAACAUUUUUACAAAGCGGACUAAAAUCAUCGGCACAAUCCUCAUCAGUUAAACAAAUAACGAUUGAUUAUGGACGAUUACUUUUAUAUGCACGUUUAGCAAAUGAUACAUUACAUAUCUAUGAUAUAUCGAAUGAAAAAGGACAAAGAUUAUUUGCAUAUACGUUUGAUGAUCUAAUCAUGAAAUUAAAACAACGUCAGACAAUAUCCAUUGACGAUUAUAAACCAUUUUUAACAAUGUAUACUGUUCAAUUAUAUGAAUCAAAUUUAUUUAAUUUAAUUCUUGUUACACAUACAGGUAUUCGAUUAUAUUACACAUUCAUCACAGCAAAUAAUCAACCAAUACCAACAACGGCAGCUUCAACUACAGGCACGUCCGCUUCUGCGACUCAGCAACAACAACAACAACAACAGCCAGCUCGUCUUGAAUUAAUUCAUGUUCGUUAUGCUCCAACAAUACCCAAUUUACAAACUCAAUUGCACCAACCUUUAUUUCGUACAGCUUAUGUUGAUUUAAAGUGUUUGUUUUUAUUUACAACAGAUAUGUAUCGACCACAAACUUAUGGUCGUAUGAUAUUGUUAAUUAAUUCUGAUACUACUUUGCUAACAUCCUCAACAUUAUUAUCUAGAAAUUUUGGUGACAAUACAAUGAAUCAGCAACAGACUCAAGCGUCAAAUGAGAAUCAAUCGCAAUUAUUCAAUGAAUUAUUUCUUAUUCAAGAUCAAAUAUCCUUGUUUAUCUUGAAUAUUCUUGAACUAAACAAUAAUCCGUAUUCAUCUACAUCUUAUUUAUCAUUACCAAGAAUUGGACCAUUGGCUAUUAAUCAGCGCUAUAUGAUUCAAACGUACGAUUCUAUAAUAACAUUUGAAAUACCAAAAACAAUCGAACAUCUAAGAUUAUUAUUAUUUUAUGACGGACAAAUACAUUCGGAUAUAAUUAAACAAUUUUUUCAACAUUAUUCAUUACGCUAUUCAUGUUCAAUGAGCGUCGCAUUAACAUUGACAUAUUCAAAUACAAAUCAGUCAGAAAAUUUUCUCUAUAAUGGAUCUACAAAUAAUAGUCUUUAUUUGAGAAUAAAUGAUGAUCGAAUUCGAGAAUUAGCAUUUCAAACAUUUCUAUGGUAUUCAAGUUCAACAUAUAUGCAAUACUUAGAAACAUUAUUGCUAACAAGUUCUCAACAGCAACAAACGCCAUUUAAUUUAGACAAUAGUCGAUAUCCAAAUCAGCAGCAAUCGUGUAAUGCUCGUUCAACAAUGAUGCCUCCAACAUAUCUGCGUCAACAUGGCUAUUUUGAACGUUAUAUUAUUCCAUUACGUAUCAAUUCCAUAUUAUUUGUCUUGAGUGAUAUAUUGAGGCCUAUAUGGUUGCAACCAUUAAUUGAAUUAAAAACAUUAACAUCGACUAAGUCAGAUAAAAAAUUUUAUUAUCUAUUUCAUAAAGUUGACCAUUAUAAUGACAUAAAACAAUUAUUAAAACAAUUACAGUAUUUUCUAAAAAAAUUAGCUCCACAUAUGUGUUGUACAUGGUCUGCAAAUGAUAUUCCACAAUAUAAUGAACAAUUAGCACAACGUGCUCAUUAUCAGCAACAACAACAACAACAACAACAGCAAUAUCAAAAUCAACCACUGUUUCACACAUCACCACCAAACAUUAUGGACCAAACAAAUUUUCAGCGUGCCUCUAUAAUGACACCACGGAAUUCAAACGUGUUCAACACCUCGUUAUUUGGCUCUCAAGGUGCUUCAACGCGUUCACCACAAUUCGGAAUGUCACAAACAUCAUCGAUAGCUCAUAACAAUUCAUCGAUGCAAAAUCUAACAACACCCUCAUUAUUUCCAUCAUCAAUACAAACGUCAGCACCGACAGCAGCGGUCACGACAAAUCAGCUACUCUUAUCCACAACUUCUUUAUCUUCAAUGAAUGAUCUGCUACAUGAAAUUGACUAUUAUACAACAAUAUGUAAUUUAGUUGAGCGUUUAUUAGAACUUCUCUCAUUAUGGCAAAUAAUAAAUGAAAAUCGAACAGAUAUGAUCAUUGAUCGUCUACCCGAGCAAUAUUUACAAUUGAUAAGUAAUAAUCCAUCAUCAUUUACCAUUCACACAUUAUUAGAAUUGGAUAUUAUAUUUUUUGAUAAUUUAAUUGCCGCAUUGUUGAUAUCAUUUGAACAGAACGAAGCCGGUUUCGAUCAAUUAGUAGGACGUUUACUCGAUGAAUGUCCAAAAUUAUUUCCCGUUGAAAAAUUGAUAUUAUACAAAGUAGAUAUAUUUCUUAAACCUAGUACAACAGCUGACUCUACUAGUGGAGGAGGACUUAUUGAUAAACAACAACGGUUAAAGCAAGCGUGUCAUUUAUAUAAACAAAUAUGUGAUCGUAUUAAUAUAACGCCGUUCUGUAUGACAUUGUACACAUUUCAUAUGUACGAUGAUUUAAUUGAUUUAUGUAUAACAUCGGGUAAAAAACGUGAUCCAUGCAAUCAAGCACUAACAUAUUACUAUAAUCAGUUGAAUGAGAAUGAUCAACAACAACAAUUAAUUGAUUUAUAUCAUCGUCGAACAGAAUGUUAUCUUGCCAUAUUGAAUAUUCUUGAAUUACUCUAUGAACGAGAUUAUUUAAAUACAAAAAAUGAUAUGACAAAUAUUAAUUAUAAUCAACAGUCUCAACCACAAACAAUAAAUCAAGCACCAUCGUUUAAUGAAUUUUUACAAUUAUGUUUAUCAUUUGAUGAUGAAUUUCUUCAUGUUAAAAUAUUUGAUUGGCUAAUGUCAAAACAGCUAAAUGACAAGAUCAAACUUCAUCGAACAACACCUUAUAUUGAACGAUUUAUACGAUAUCGUUUGAAAUUAACAAAUUAUAGUGAUUAUUUAACAUUGGACGUAGCCAUUAUUAUCUUACAAACUGUUAAAGAUCAUACAACAUUAUGUCAGGUUUUAAUCCAUUUGGUUGAUUUAAAUGAUUCCCAUGUCACAUUAUCCGAUCGACUCUAUUAUUUAGCCGAAUCAUUGCAAAUAGCUCGUUCAGCUCAAGCCACAAUCACGCCAUCUACAUCCAAUGUUCUUCCAUCUCUAUUAAUACCUCAAAAGCGUAGUCAUCAACAAGAAAAUCAUCAGACAUUAAAUGAACUCAUACCCAAUAUUGAACAACGUUUACAAACAGCUUUUAUACAAAAACAAAUUUAUUCAGAUUUACAAACAUAUUUAAAUAUAUUAGAAAAUAAUCAUGGUAAUGCUACAAAUGAUCAACAACAACAAGUACCAAUUGUAACUGAUGCAUUACAAAAAUUAGAUAUGAAAUUAUAUGAUGCCACUGAAUUAUUUGUUGAUUAUGCACAAAAAUUUGAAUUAUACGAAUGUCAAUUAUUACUCUUACAAUUGGAUGGAAAUGAAGAACAAACAAUAUUGUAUACAAUAUGGAAACGUUUAUUACGAAAAGAGUUGAAUGAUGUUCUUGUACUAAUAAAUCAUUCAUAUUAUGAUAAAAUGUUACUAUUUCAACAACAUUUAAUUGAACGAUUGAAAACAUGUAGAAAAAAACGUUUACGUGUACCCAUUGAUUUUCUUAUUAAUGAAUUAGAACAAAUAUUAUAUCAACAGAAUAACGAUGAUGAUGGAGAUCAAACAUCAAUUCCAUAUGAUUGGAUUGUUAAUCUUUUAUUACAGUCAGGUUUUACUCAAUCAGAAUUAUUAACAUCAUAUGAUCAAUCUUAUAGACAAACAUCAACAUCGACACAAAAAAGACAAUUAUUACGUGGAAUUUGUGCACUAUUAUUAACGUUUGAUAAAAAUCCAGCUAAUUUAGAUCAUACUAAACAGUAUAGUUAUAACAGGCCAUCAUCAAUGUUAUUGAAUAAUACAACAUUUGCAUCUUCGCCAGCUAAUAUGAAUGGCUAUAAUACAUCAGUAACGUCAUCAUCACCUUAUCAGUCUGGAAAUAUGGCUGUUGCUUCAUUAUUUUUUGACAAAUAUAUGAAAGAAAUUAUGAACUUGAACGAUCCUGAAUUAAUUAAUUAUUAUGAUCAAUUGAAACGCGUUAAAACUAAUUGUGAUCGGGCAAUGGACAAAGAACAAACAGCAUUUGGUCUUAUUUGA
This is a messenger RNA of Didymodactylos carnosus, 4956 nucleotides long. The record is from the annotation of a GenBank genome assembly. Lineage: Eukaryota; Metazoa; Rotifera; Eurotatoria; Philodinida; Philodinidae.